GUUUAGUAAAAAAUUUCUUCUUCUCCAUCGUCGUUUAUUUAGCUACUUCAUCGAUCAAUAACGAUCAGUUGUGAAGAAAGAGGUUUUGAUAAUGGCGAACGUCGUAGCUCGAGACGUAGACGAAGAACUCUCUCUGUUCCUGGAGAUGCGAAGGCGCGAGAAGGUUCAAAACGUUUCCUCUCUCUCAGAGCCUGGAGCAAACAGUUUUGACGAGACUACCACAGAGAGUUUAGUGUCAACAACUACGAGAUACGUUCAUCUGCGUAGGAGUGCUAUUGAGAAGUUUUUGGACUCUGAGAACAACAAAUCAGAUUAUGAGUGGCUACUUGCGGCUCCAGAGACGCUAGGUGAGAAAGAAGCGAAAGAGAACUCUAUGGUUAAGCUCAAGCAGCCUAAAGCAGCUAGGUCCUCCACUGCUCUUAAACCACGGGUUGAGAAUAUUCAGCAGGAGCCUGUGAAGUUCAGCGUUAAGGCUUCCAAGCAAAUCCCAAGAUUGGAAUCUUCAACAACUGUUAGCAAACAAUCUGAUAACGCCAUUGCAGAACCAAAAACAAAAAGUAAGACUUCAAGGCAAGCCACAUUAUCUGCCACAAGACCAACCAACUCUGCUUGUAGGGCCUCUACAAUCAAAUCAAACCCACGAGCAUCCCGUUCAUCCUCUGUGGGGAAGUCAGCUCCUACUGCUGCUAAGUCUACGUCUUUAACAAUCCGGCAAAUACCAGCUAGACCAGUCUCAGCUUCGAGAGGCAGAGUCUACAGUUCUGCUGGCAGAUCAACCGGACGGUCGUCCAAGAUAAGCGACGAUGAUGUGAAUCCUGUUUUGAUGGGGACUCAAAUGGUGGAAAGAGUGGUGAACAUGAGGAAACUGCCACCUCCAAAACAUGAUGACAACAACAUGAAGGGAUUCGGGAGAACUCUCUCUAGGUCGUCUCUUGAUAUGGCCAUGAGGCACAUGAACAUAAAGCGUAGUGUUCCGGGGAAUCUACGGGUAACAAGCAAUGCAACAAACUCAAUGGACAAGGAGUCAUCGCCAUCCUCUUACUGCCUUGAUAUGCCAGCAUUCUAGUUAAUGAAAUUCUCUGUUAACUUUGCAACAACAAUCUUAUGGAAACUACGUAUUCUUAGCAUAAAAAUAGACGUUACAUAUCAUAUUUUGAACUUAUAUUAUUAGAGAAUCG
This is a messenger RNA of Eruca vesicaria subsp. sativa (arugula), 1178 nucleotides long. The record is from the annotation of a GenBank genome assembly. NCBI's taxonomy places the organism in Eukaryota, Viridiplantae, Streptophyta, Magnoliopsida, Brassicales, Brassicaceae.